AUGCUGAUCGACGGAUCCAAGAUGGAGGGAGGAGGGCAGGUUGUUCGAGUUGCGAGUGCAAUAUCUGCUUUGCUGGGGAUUUCUAUCAGAAUCAACAAGAUUCGUGCUGGUCGGUCCAAACCCGGGUUGGCGGCACAGCAUGCGGCAGGGUUGAAGCUCGUGGCGGCUCUUUGCUCGGGGGUGCUGCAGGACUGUAAAAUCGGAAGUGACUCUAUCCUCCUGGAGCCUCGAAAGAUUUCGAGCGGUACAAGUUUCAUGGCAGAUGCUGUCACCGCUGGAAGCUGUACGCUCCUCCUGCAAAGUGUCCUUCCGUGCUGUGUGGUGCGUGACGAUGAAAGGGCCAUCCACGUGGUUUUGCGAGGCGGAACGAACGUUGCCUUCUCCCCUCCAAUCGACUACACUAUACACGUUGCUCUCCCCCUCAUGCGGCGGCUCACAGGCAUGGAAGCCUCCGUGUCUCUCAAGCGGCGAGGCUUCUUUCCUCGAGGAGGAGGUGAAAUCACCCUCACUGUCAGUCCGAAGGAGCGUCUUGCUGCCUUUCGGAUGCUGGAGAGAGGAGAUGUUGUUGAGCUGCAAGGGAUAGUGCUGGGGAGUGAACAAACGCUCAAGGAGCUUCAGUCGUCUCUUCUGCAGACGCUGAGAGAAGAACCCGCUCUGGGCAAUCUCUCCCUUCAGCUAAGUCAGGAGGUCAUCGCGGCAUCUGUUUCAUCCGCAGCAGUGGUCAUUUGGGCAAAGACAGAGGGAGGAUGCGUCCUGGGAGCGAGUGCUUUGAGCGAGAAGCGGGUCAACCCUCAUCAGCUGGCAGGGCAGGCGGUCGAGAGCUUGCGAGAGUCUCUUUCGCACGGAGGAUGCGUCGAUGAGCACAUGCAGGACCAGGCAAACAGCUUCGCGUCCUCUUGUGCAUGA
Molecule: messenger RNA, 906 nt
Organism: Guillardia theta CCMP2712
Lineage: Eukaryota; Cryptophyceae; Pyrenomonadales; Geminigeraceae
Exons: 6
Coding region: 1-906 (301 amino acids)
Biological process (GO): RNA processing
Cellular component (GO): nucleus
Molecular function (GO): RNA-3'-phosphate cyclase activity
Source: RefSeq, a predicted model, not a curated record